UAAUAUUCGGGUCAGGAUCUAGAAUCGAGUAAACUUAAAACUUAACCUAAAACUUAUAACUAACCUCCAAACGCUCAAACUCAAAUAUUAAUAAUUAAUGAAAUUACGAAUUAUUCGUAAUUUCAAUCCUUAAUUUCAGUACAGGUUCAGUAAUUAUUAAUGACAAGAUGAAUUUAUUAUUAAAGCAGAUAAAAAAUAUUCGACUAGAUCUUAAUAGUAACAUAAAAAACUUUAGUAUAUUUCCUGCUCUAAGGUUAAAAGAAAUACAAGAAAUUCAGAAUGAUAAGGAAUUAAUUAUCUCUGCAAAGCAUGUACCUUCUGGAAGAGAAUCGUAUUUACUGAAAAAUGAUCAUCCAACUGCCUGUUCAGUUUGUGCUUCUGGAUUAGACAUAAAGCAUACAGACGUUUUAAUCCUAAGUCAAUUUGUAAGAACAGAUGGGUGCAUGUUGCCAAAAAGGAUUACAGGGUUAUGUUCAAGAUCACAGAAACGCAUUGCAACAUUAGUUGCGAUGGCUCAAAAAUCAGGAUUGAUGCCAAACUUAACACCAGGUUAUAGCCAUAAAGACCCCAAAAAAAGAUACAGAUGGAAAAGAUAUAAUAAAUAUUUUGAUGAGAGCACCAUCAAAAUAAGAUGAAUUUUAGUAAUUAAGUUAUUCAUAGAAUAAAAAAAUAUAAAAUAUAUGUAACUUUUAUUAUUACACCUCGAUAGUUAAAAUUAAAGUUAAAAAUA
This is a messenger RNA of Diabrotica virgifera virgifera (western corn rootworm), 730 nucleotides long. RefSeq names its product 28S ribosomal protein S18a, mitochondrial (gene mRpS18A). The coding region runs from base 168 to 635 and encodes 155 amino acids. Gene Ontology annotation, cellular component: mitochondrial small ribosomal subunit; ribosome. Lineage: Eukaryota; Metazoa; Arthropoda; Insecta; Coleoptera; Chrysomelidae. Gene Ontology annotation, biological process: mitochondrial translation. Gene Ontology annotation, molecular function: structural constituent of ribosome; small ribosomal subunit rRNA binding. The transcript has 3 exons. The record is from RefSeq and is a predicted model, not a curated record.